This is a messenger RNA of Malania oleifera, 363 nucleotides long. Its product is annotated as protein RALF-like 22. The transcript has a single exon. NCBI's taxonomy places the organism in Eukaryota, Viridiplantae, Streptophyta, Magnoliopsida, Santalales, Ximeniaceae. The record is from RefSeq and is a predicted model, not a curated record. The coding region runs from base 1 to 363 and encodes 120 amino acids.
AUGGCUCUUCGGGUUUGGCCAGUUCUCCUCCUCCUGGCCUUAACCUUUGCCUUGGUUGCAAAGUCCACCGCUUCCUUCGACGACGUCAAAUGGAGCUUUCCCCACAUCUCCAACAGCGGUGGCUGUAACGGCCUCGUUGGGGACUGCAUUGGCACGGAAGAUGAAAUGAUGAUGAGCUCAGAGGCCUCCCGUCGAGGCCUUGCCCAAGCCCGGAGGUACAUCAGCUACGGCGCACUCAAGAAGAAUAACGUGCCGUGCAGUCGUCGGGGACAAUCUUACUACAAUUGCAAUGGCAGCGGGAAGGCCAACCCUUACAAGCGUGGUUGCAGCUCCAUCACGCGUUGCGCCAGAACCACUAAUUAA